This is a messenger RNA of Apiotrichum porosum, 588 nucleotides long. It is a transcript of the gene RAB11A, whose product is annotated as Ras- protein Rab-11A. The coding region runs from base 1 to 588 and encodes 195 amino acids. The record is from RefSeq and is a predicted model, not a curated record. The transcript is spliced from 4 exons. Lineage: Eukaryota; Fungi; Basidiomycota; Tremellomycetes; Trichosporonales; Trichosporonaceae. Gene Ontology annotation, molecular function: GTP binding; GTPase activity. Gene Ontology annotation, cellular component: recycling endosome. Gene Ontology annotation, biological process: exocytosis.
AUGCGCGGCGCGGUGCGCGUUCUUCUCUCGCGUUUCACUCGCAACGAGUUCAACCUCGAGUCCAAGUCGACCAUUGGUGUCGAGUUUGCUACCCGCAGCAUUAACGUCGACGGCAAGACUGUCAAGGCGCAGAUCUGGGACACUGCUGGCCAGGAGCGCUACCGCGCAAUCACCUCUGCCUACUACCGCGGCGCCGUCGGUGCUCUCCUCGUGUACGACAUUGCCAAGCACUCGACCUACGAGAACGUGACCCGCUGGCUCAAGGAGCUGCGCGACCACGCGGACCAGAACAUUGUGAUCAUGCUCGUCGGCAACAAGUCCGAUCUUAAGCACCUCCGUGCUGUCUCGACCGACGAGGCCAAGGCCUUCUCGACCGAGCAGGGCCUUUCGUUCAUUGAGACCUCGGCAUUGGACGCCAGCAACGUCGAGUCUGCGUUCCAGAACAUCCUCACCGACAUUUACCGCAUCGUGUCCUCGAAAUCGCUCGAGUCGUCAGGCGACGUCAUCAAGCCCUCGGGCGGCGAGACCAUCCUCGUCACCCCCACGGCCGACGACGGCGGCGCCAAGCAGGGCGGCAAGUGCUGCUAA